GAAACAGAGCAUCCAACUAGCUGAGGAAACCAGAGAGAACGCACCUUCAUAUAAGUUUGGAGAAAUUCAAAAAGGAAAUAGUGAAAAUGUCUGAUGUCUUGACUAUGGAAGAUUUUGAAGGCAUGGAACAGAGUAAUCAUAAUUUGAGUUCUUUUGAGAUACUCUUACAAGUUGUCUCUGUUGCUGCAAAAAAGUAUGAUUUGGCCGAUAUUAACAAUGAAAAUAUUGAGCCCAACUUGAGUAGAAAUAAUGUGUAUUGUAAAAGGGCUCAAACAGAGCUGGUCAAAGAAAAGAUGAAGCCUCUAAAAUUUGUGAUAAGGAGACGACACAAUGAGGAUCAAAAUCUCAUCUACUACGCCAUUAAAGACCCCUCAAUGAUACAUGAUGCAAAAAGAAAGUCUGAUGAUUUGAUUGAAGCAAAAGGAAGCCAAAAAUUGCAAGAGUCGGUGAUCAACAACUCUUCAAGAAAGACUGAUACACUAAAGAGAAAAUUGGAAAAAACUAUAAGCAACAACGAGUGGAUUGAGGCUAUGGAAAUGAAGAGAAAGAAGAACAACAAGAAGCAGGGUAGCCACCAAAAUCCACCACCACCGUACUUGUUGAAGGAAUUUGAAAGAAAGAUCAUAGAUGAAUAUGGCGGAACAAGAAUCACGAGAGUCAUACAAAAGUCCUUAUCUAGUACUGAUGUAAGCAAAGGACAUAGUCGGGUCACAAUUCCGUGCAGCCAAGUUGAAAGCUUCAGGUUCUUGGAUGAUAAUGAGAUGACACAGUUAAGGUUUGGGCAAUCCAUUACAGUGCCUUUGAUUCACACACCAAGAAGAAAUGGGGUGGCUCUUCCUCUUAUAGAAACAUCAAUGGAGUUUGGACAGUGGGAUUUGCAUAAAGAUAAGAAUGAUCUACAGAAAGUAAGUUAUCAGUAUGUUUUGAGAACUAACUGGAAUACAAUAGUUUUAAGAGAUGAACUUCAACAAAGUGACACUGUUCAGAUUUGGGCAUUCCGUGAUGUUCAAAACAAGCUUUGUAUGGCACUUAUCAAGCUUUGA
This is a messenger RNA of Neltuma alba, 1043 nucleotides long. RefSeq names its product B3 domain-containing protein At1g05920-like. The record is from RefSeq and is a predicted model, not a curated record. Gene Ontology annotation, molecular function: DNA binding. The coding region runs from base 87 to 1043 and encodes 318 amino acids. Lineage: Eukaryota; Viridiplantae; Streptophyta; Magnoliopsida; Fabales; Fabaceae. The transcript is spliced from 3 exons.